Messenger RNA from Desarmillaria tabescens, 438 nucleotides. RefSeq lists its product as uncharacterized. The record is from RefSeq and is a predicted model, not a curated record. The transcript has 7 exons. Bases 1 to 438 code for a protein of 145 amino acids. NCBI's taxonomy places the organism in Eukaryota, Fungi, Basidiomycota, Agaricomycetes, Agaricales, Physalacriaceae.
AUGUACUAUUCAUACUCGUCCGAGGCUGCGAGAUAUGUAGCACGGUCGCUCAUCCUAUGGGAUUACCUGAUCAGUAUUGAUGACGAGGUUUGGCAGUCCCUGACAGUCGUCAUGCGCAUUACCACUGACAAAAUCGCUAUCUUGGACUUUUCCUCCGACUUUGGGAUGUUAUUGGAAAAGAAUAUGAGAUGCGGAACAGCCGGACCAUCGAAAGAAUUCCGUUGUCUGCUCGUUCACCCCGAAUCGAUUAUAUAUGUGGCGAUACAGCUCGUUGUUAUAGGAAUCAUAUUGGUCCUUCGCGUCUGGGUAAUUACCGGUAAUCAGCGCUGCAUUUUGUGGUCCUUCUUUGGCUUGCUUUUUUGCACUACGAGUGCUUCUGUGGCGCUCUUCUUCGUUCCAAAUUUUGGAGGUGUGGGGACAAUAGUGGUUCACUUGUGA